AUGGUAGCCAUUAGCCCAGACUGCAAUGGGCGUGUGUGUGUGUUGAUCUUGAUAGGAGAGCGGGUGCACAUUGAGCAGGGCCUCGAGAACACGGCCCUUGAUAUAAUGGUAACGGAGGAAGCGACACUAACCCCCCCCCCCCCCCCCCCGGGCAGCGAGGACGGCUCCUUCCUGUGGAUGGUGAAGCGCGACCCGCCCUCCUACUUCUUCGGCACCAUCCACGUGCCGUACACGCGCGUGUGGGAGCACAUCCCCAACAACACCAAGCGCGCCUUCCACCUCAGCGACAACGUGUUCUUCGAGCUCGACCUCACCGACCCCUACACCAUCUCCGCCCUCACCACCUGCCAGCUCCUGCCGCAGGGGGAGAACCUCUCGGACGUGCUUCCCGGAGAGCUGUACACCCGCCUGAAGCGCCACCUCGCGUACGUCAAGUCCCAGAUGCCCCGCUGGAUGACGCCGGACCAGCGCGGACGAGGCCUGUACGCGGACUACCUCUUCAACGCCAUCACCGGCAACUGGGAGAGGAAGCGGCCCGUGUGGGUGAUGCUGAUGGUCAACUCCCUGACGGAGAGUGACAUCCGGAGCCGCGGCGUGCCUGUGCUGGACCUGUACCUGGCGCAGGAGGCGGAGCGGCUCACCAAGCAGACGGGCGCCGUGGAGCGGGUCGAGGAGCAGUGCGUCCCCCUCAACGGCCUUAACUUCUCGCAGGUGGUGUUCGCCCUCAACCACACACUGUCACAGCAGGAGAUCUUGCGCGCCGGAGAUGGUCGUCUGACCUUCACCACAGAUGACCUUAUACGCCACUAUAACUGCGGUGACCUGGACGCUGUGAUCUUCUCUCAGGACACCACGCAGGUCCCCCACCUCGGCAACUCGUCCCUGCCGCCCGUCGACGCCGCCACCGCCACGCACAUCGACGAGUACUUCCGGGAGGAGCUCAUCUACCGCCGCAACCAGCGCAUGGGCGAGCGCGUCGUCGAGAUCCUCAAGGCCAACCCCGACCAGAGCUUCUUCUUCGCCUUCGGAGCCGGUGAGUCGCAGGGGGAGGUGCUUGGGCUCUUUUUUUCUUUUCCUUUCUUUUUCUUAGGGAGAAAGGUUAUGUUUUGGGUUAUGGAUUACUUGUAUGGUCAUGUGCAUUGCGUCGGUACUCGCAGACACUUGUAA
Penaeus vannamei (Pacific white shrimp) is the source of this 1167-nucleotide messenger RNA. The record is from RefSeq and is a predicted model, not a curated record. Lineage: Eukaryota; Metazoa; Arthropoda; Malacostraca; Decapoda; Penaeidae.